Molecule: messenger RNA, 928 nt
Organism: Ricinus communis (castor bean)
Lineage: Eukaryota; Viridiplantae; Streptophyta; Magnoliopsida; Malpighiales; Euphorbiaceae
Product: ycf20-like protein
Exons: 4
Coding region: 188-817 (209 amino acids)
Source: RefSeq, a predicted model, not a curated record
UUUGCCCUUUUUUCUGUUUUACUCUUCUGGGUUUUGUCUCUCCUCCACCUCACAAGUAGCAGAAUUGAGCUGCAACAAACUAGAAGAAAGUUGGAAAGACUGAAGCUUUUUCUCAGUGCAGGACCUAGAAUUUUACAAAUGGUCGUAAAUUCGAGCAAGUAUUGAGGAAAGAGCAAGCUUGAAGCUCAUGGCCUGUCAAGUUGGAGCGAAGAUGGUGCUGCAGUCAAGUGUAUCAGUAAUGGAGGGUGAAGUCUCUGAAAGAUCAUGUAUAACUCUCACAAUUUGUGCAAUGCAGAACUGGAGCGUUGAGCCGACUUUUAGUAGACAGAUACCGAAGAUUGGCUUAAAGUCUGCCUCUUUUCUCAGAAAGAGAUUUAAGUUGAGCGGACAAGAUUGGAGAAUACCCUUUGCAUUGGACACGGGGGGAAUAUCUGGAAAUGGUGGAGAAGAGAAUCUUGAUGGUGACAGUUCCGGUCUUGGUAGCACCCGAUUGGGAAGGAUAGUUAGUGCAGGUGGCAGACAGCUAUUGCAGAAGCUGAAUUCAGCAAGAAAGAACUUCCCUAUGAAGAUAUUUCUCCUUCUAUUGGGGUUUUACACAGCAAAUGCGCUGGCUACGAUUCUUGGGCAGACAGGUGACUGGGAUGUAUUAGUUGCAGGUGUUGUGGUUGCUGCCAUUGAGGGCAUUGGUAUGCUUAUGUACAAAAAGCCUACUUCUCCAUCUACUGGGAGGUUGCAAUCAUUUGUGGUGAUGAUGAACUAUUGGAAAGCUGGUGUGUGCUUAGGUCUUUUUGUGGAUGCCUUUAAGUUGGGUAGUUGAACUCCUUUACCUCAUUAACUCCAUCUUUCCCUUUGGGGAUUCCUUCUUCAGAUAAUCUCAUUGUUGUAUCUACUGGCUCAUUUUAGUUCGAUAUCAUCAUGCUUCAAAUAA